AUGGCUGGUGACGAUCCCGCCGAGCGCUACGCCCGCUACCUGGAGCUGCUGGGCGACGAGAAUUUCCGUGUCGAAUGCCAAGAAUGCGAUGGCCAUGACCGCUGCGCCAAGCCAAACGGGUGGAGCCCACUCACCCUGCUCGAACACAUGGCCAUCAAGCAUUCGGAGUGCCGGGUCCAAGUAUUCCCGUUCCGUUGUGAACACUGUCGACUGGGCAUGAUGAACCUGACGUACGCACAUCACCACUCGUUUGGCACCCACGGCCGUCCUCACAAGGUCCGUACGAUUGAUCCGCAGACGGCCUUCAAGAGCUUCCGGCGCGACCUGCUCGCGUUGAAGGAUGAACAUUUCGAGCAGCGCGAUGUCGAGCGCAAGGCGAUGGCGUCGAUUAUGGUGGCCAUGGAGGAGCAGAUGAAGAAGACGGCUGUCGGCAUCCCGGCCGACUACGAGCCGCAGUCGCCGCAGUACGGGGAUGUGCCGAUGGAAGAUGCGUAUGAAAAGCGCCGCCCGCCACCCAAACCUCGUCACAAUGUGGGCGGCAGCCUCUCCUAUGCGAACACGGACAGCGGCUACUAUGCAAGGCCGCGCCCAGUGAGGAGGGCUGAUAUCCGCGACGCUGGCCGCCUUGACCGCCGCGUUGCCCCGUACCCUCCGCGUGCCGAGCCGCCUCGCCAGUACUCGACCGUGCGCACGCCGUAUUACGAAGAGGAGCAGGCCACCUAUCGACGCCCGGACAACAAUAAUACUGCGCCGAAUUGGCCCCCGGAAACGACGAAAUCGCCGCCCGACGAGGAGUACGACUUCCCGGAGCGCGACGCUCAAUUCAACGAUGAUGAGAUGCCACCGCCUCGCCAAGGCUACAGUGAGCACGAGCCGACGAUGGUCGAGGACGGCCGGGAGCAGCAGCAAGAGCCGACGCGCCCCGACGUCUACCAGCCGAGGACCCCCACUUAUGUCGAAGAACAGGAAGCGGCCGAGCAACAUCUACAAACACGAUACCCGCUGAAAGAUCCGCGUAUCUGGAACACGCCAAUGACACCCAAACCGCCCCCAUUGCGCCCGCCGCGUCGCGACGACGACCCGCUCAACACUUCCUUCCGCUCGAAGACGUCUUACGUUCAACAGAACGGCGAAAAUGCGGCGGAGACGGAUGCGGCCAAGAAGACAACAACGCCAGCUGCUGCUGGCGCAUCAACAUCGCAGAGUCCGGCCGGCCAGAGCCAGCCUCAGAGCGCCACGGCCCGUCGAUCUGCUCGCACGCCGCCUCCGCUACCAGAUAAAAAGAGAACCGGUUCGACACCGGCGAAGGGCACAAGUCAAGGCGGGAAAUCUCCAGGAAGGGCAUCGUCGUCGAGCCAGAACGAACGGGAGCCGUUUUGGAUGGUUGCUCGGCGUUGCUCGGCGGCUACUUUACAAUCGACGGAACGGGGCAAACGCGAGGAUAGUUGUCAGCUGGAGGCAGAGAAGGAGACCACG
Molecule: messenger RNA, 1476 nt
Organism: Mesorhabditis spiculigera
Lineage: Eukaryota; Metazoa; Nematoda; Chromadorea; Rhabditida; Rhabditidae
Source: the annotation of a GenBank genome assembly